AUGGCGUGUACGAGCAGCCUCACCAUCGAGAAGGCAUUCGAUAAGCUAAAGGGGUCUCUUUCAUCACAAGACGCGCAGGAUUUCCUUAAUACCACUUUAAAAGAUGUCUGGUCUGCGGCUGUCGUGAUCGAACAAGAUCAGGCAGCACGCAAAGCUAUGAAGAAUGUCCGGAGGAUACAGCCAUUCCUAAAUACGAUGGAAAGCUAUUCGAGGGUUAUCGAGGUUUUCUGCCAGGGCUACCCUCCAAUGGCGUUUGUCUGGGGCCCUAUGAAACUCAUGCUUCAGCUCUCUAGCCAGUAUAUCCACGUAUUCGACAAACUGCUCGAUACUUAUCGGGACAUCGCAAAUGUUGUUCCUCGGAUUGACAGGCUUCGGGCGAUAUUCGGCGACAGUGAUGACUUCCGAAGAUCCUUGAGCUUGGUCUAUGUCGAUAUUCUCGACUUCCACCAAAGAGCCUACAAAAUCUUCCGUCGACGAUCUUGGCAUCUCAUGUUCGCCGUCAGCUGGGGCAUGUUCGAAUAUCGCAUUCAAGCCAUUAUGAACAGCUUGGAGAAAAACACAGACAACGUUGACAAAGAGGCUGCUGCUCUCCAUUUUGAGCAUAUGAAAGAGGCUCGGGAGAGGGCGGAGCGUGAUGCUAAUGACUACGAACGGAGGAGGCAGAAUGCAAUGGUUCAUGAGGUUCUCGGAUGGCUCUCGGCUGACGAGGACAGGCAGGAUGAAACACUACAGCGACUCAGCGACUCGCGCCAACCUGAAACUUGUGAUUGGAUUAAAUCGAAGCCUAAGUUCCAGACGUGGUGUGGCGGGGACGCUGAUUCAAGGUUGAUAUGGUUGCAGGGCAAACCUGGUUCAGGCAAGACAAUUCUUAGCUCCUUCAUAAUCGAGCAUCUCAAAUGCAAGGAGCAGCAGGUUACCGUAUCAUAUUACUUUUGCAACCACAGAAUGGUUGACAGGGAUACGAUGAGCAACAUUCUGUGCACCUCUGCAGUGCAGAUUCUACGCCAGCACCCAGAGAUUGUGCCUGUUGUGCACAGUGAAUACUAUGAAAAAUGGUCUGGGAAAGCUUCUAGGACAAUGAAGAAAAUGUUGAAAGACAUUUUGGCAGGAGUUUCCUGUGCCCGAAUUGUUAUAGACGGUUUGGACGAGUGUGCCCCGGAAGUUCAGAAAGAACUUCCCAAGGUGCUCGCCGACAUUCAUGAAACGGUUGGGAAGUCGUUCAAGAUCUUGAUAUGCAGUAGGCUUGUGGCUGAUCCGAAAGCUAUGAUCCUGCUACGAGGUGAAACAGAGAACGCUAUCAAGCUCUAUGUGAAGAACGAGGUCAGGAAACUAUGCAACGAUAUCGAAUUUGUGCCCGACGAGGAUGCUAAGUGGAUUGAGAACAGGCUGGCCUCGAAAGCCGAUGAUACGAUCGCAUCUUAA
This is a messenger RNA of Endocarpon pusillum Z07020, 1422 nucleotides long. RefSeq lists its product as uncharacterized. The transcript is spliced from 5 exons. The record is from RefSeq and is a predicted model, not a curated record. Bases 1 to 1422 code for a protein of 473 amino acids. Lineage: Eukaryota; Fungi; Ascomycota; Eurotiomycetes; Verrucariales; Verrucariaceae.